GUACUCCGUGCGGCGCCGCGGCUCUAGAACGGGCGAAGAGAAAGGAGGAAAGCGGACUCACGAACACACACUGAUGCUGAUGAGAGCAGCGCGCAUGGUGUCAAAGAAUGCCACGGCAAGCCAGGGGUUUCCCAUCAUCUACACUAAAGGAAGACGUUUUUGUCUCGCUGACUACAUUCUUUGUUUUUGACCUGAAAUCAUAACUGCAGCUAAUGCUGCAUAACCCAUUAAAAUGCCAGCGGGGCUGAAUGCGCAAGGCAGCGGUAUACCUAUUUCAGAUACGAUGGGGUCAUUUAAGAGGAGAAAAAGAAAGUCAAUUAUAGUCACAGUGAUGCUUCUUAUUGUAUCCAUACUUAUCCUGAUCUUUGGGCUGGCCGCAACCACAAGGACACAAAACAUUACUGUGGGCGGCUACUAUCCUGGAGUCAUUCUUGGCUUCGGAUCCUUUCUUGGAAUCAUCGGCGCCCAUUUGAUAGAAAAUAAGAGGCAGAUGCUGGUGGCCUCCAUUGUCUUCAUCAGCUUUGGUGUGGUGGCUGCCUUCUGUUGCGCUAUUGUGGAUGGAGUGUUUGCUGCAAGACAUAUAGACCUGAGACCUGUGUAUGCAGGCCGAUGUGAAUAUUAUUCCAGUGGAACCUCUUUUGAUAUAGAUGUCGUAUGUCAAACUGCAUCUCGGGUCUCGUGUAACCUGCGUGUGAAGAGCAACACCUGCUACUGCUGUGACCUUUACAACUGUGGAAAAGAGCAUCCUCUUAUGGGACUUCAGAAUAAAGAGGUUUUGAAAAAAUUUAGGAAAUCCUCCAUGAUUUGGAAUCGAGUGGAGCUGCGAGGUGGAUAUCAUGAGUACACGGAGGUGCGGAGCUGCCAGGAUGUUGUGCAUCUUUACCAUCUGCUGUGGUCUGCUACUAUCCUCAACAUUAUUGCCCUGUUUCUGGGCAUCAUCACAGCAGCGGUCCUGGGGGGCUUUAAGGACAUGAUGCCUACAGAAGCACCAGAUUCCUGUGAGCCAGAACCUCUCCCUGUACCACCACCCCCAGUGACCACUGGACCCACCACCUCCGACUCUUUUUACAACAAUGCCCCCUGCUUACCUCCAUACUCCGCUUAUGACUUUCAGGGUGCCAGCAUGUUUCCUGACUCUGCCGGCCUGUCUGAUGAUUCCCAGUCUGGAACCAGUCACAUGUGGCCAACUAUGAUCCCACCUCGAUAUUCUCCUCCGUAUUAUCCACCUGAUGAGAAGCCCCCUCCAUACAGCCCCUAAGGGACCAGCCUGAGGAGCAAACCGAUAGGUUUUGCUGCCAUGUGGGCAUUUCUGGAUAUUAGUGUCACCAAUCAUAAACAAUCAUUGUUCUGAAUGAACAAAAUCUGCAGAGGAGGUUCUUCAGAUUGAGUGCCAUUGGUUAUUAAGGGAGGCUGUGUGAAGAGACUACAGCAUCCAUCACCAUAGAACAGAUGUAAUAUGCAACAUUAAACCUUGAACACAUUUGCUCGAGUCAACAAAUCGGAUGUGUAAAAUAUUCAUGCGAUACAGCCUCUGUACAUUAGGACUAUACCUUGUAACAACUAGCCUCGCAAUGAGAUCAAGACUGUUCACAGAUAAGCCUUAAAAUGUGUGUCCGCCUCCUGUACAGUUCCUCCCGGCUUGCCAUCUCUCCCUAUUAGUGAUAAUGUCUGUGAGUCACUUGUGAUUCAUUCAUCCUCUACCUGACUCAUUGUGAACCUCUCUCUUCAAAAUUGGCACAGUGUCUGUCUCAGAUCUUAUCUUUCAAUUGAUUUGCACUUUAUUGUUUUUAGAAUUGACUGUAUUCACAGUUCUAGAUUAUUACUUGAGUUGUUUUUAACUGUUUUUGGCAGCUAGAUUGCAAAGAACUGUACAUAUCGAGGCAGAAUCUUACUAUUUUCCUUAGUGCUUAUUAGGAGGUUAAGAUCUAACCUGUGUUAUGUGGCGUUUCUUCAGCAUUAAGUCAAGCACUCAAUCAGGUCAUAAAUUCAAAUAAUCUUAUGUGACAAAAAAAUGUCCUUUGCUUGAAUUAUGCAAAGUUAUAAGGUUUUAAAUAGUUGUAUGAAAUAUUAGGUCUCACUUUCAUCUGCCUUUUUGUUUUGCUGUUGUUUCUAUCAAGAAAUGACAGACCUCACCAAAUGUAAAAAGCUUUGCAAAAACAAUAUUACAAAAACAAAAUUGCACAAAUUAAAAAUAACUUAAUUUUCACAAUGUAGUAACAAAACCAGUUAACAUUCUGUUCACUUUGCAGAUGAUAUCUAUAUGUGCAAUGUGAUACAUGUUGUACAUAAACAAUCAAACUGCCUUCUCGUAACACAACAGAAUGAAGUCUUAAGACUUGUAGUAUUCUUUUUGUCUGUUUGUGUAUUCACUGUGAAUGUUAAGUCUGUAAACUGUACUUUAUGUGCGUGAUUUAUACCAAGAACAUUGUCCUUUACUAAAGCUAAACUAGUAGAGCUAUUACAAUGCAACAGUCUUAUUACUACCUGGUUGACCGUAACUAUGUUGUGCUUAGGGUUUUUUGGCUUGUAACAUUUUUUUACCAUAAUUAUGUUAAGCAUUAUUUACCAUUGAUUUUGAUAUGGAAUGGUGACUAUUUUUAUUAGUACAACAAAUCUGCAUGUUCAAAAAACUGUCGCUUGCAUUUGACAUUGUAUUUAAAUCCAUUAUAGACGGUUUCAUUGAACGCACGUCCUUGGACCGAAGUCAACUUCUGGUCUGCGUUUAGUUAUAAUAUAACAAUUUUAGUUUAGUAUUAAUUUAUUUAUAUUAUUAUUGUAUAUUAUAUUAUUUGUAUUACAUUAAAUUCAAAUUACUCAAAAGUUA
Triplophysa dalaica is the source of this 2824-nucleotide messenger RNA. It is a transcript of the gene tmem255a, whose product is annotated as transmembrane protein 255A. The record is from RefSeq and is a predicted model, not a curated record. The transcript is spliced from 10 exons. The coding region runs from base 233 to 1258 and encodes 341 amino acids. NCBI's taxonomy places the organism in Eukaryota, Metazoa, Chordata, Actinopteri, Cypriniformes, Nemacheilidae.